UCCAGAUCCGCCCCUGCUCUCCGCCCGAAUCGCCAUGGCGGGGCAGUCCGACCCGCAUCUCUCCCUCUUCUCGCCCUCCGAGGUGGAGUUCGUGGCGGAGGACGAGAUCGUCGAGAUCGUCCCCAACAUCCUCAUGGAGGCCCUCAACAUGAUCUGCGGGGAUUUCGGACCCUUCUUCCCCCAAAUUCCAAGCAAGGUCCCUCUGUGGCUCGCUGUGGGGCUCAAGAGGCGUGGCAAGUGCACCAUACGUGCACCCGAGUGGAUGACUGUUGGUGAGUGUUUGUUCGCUCGCUUGUUUUAG
This is a messenger RNA of Hordeum vulgare subsp. vulgare (domesticated barley), 301 nucleotides long. Its product is annotated as DNA replication complex GINS protein PSF2-like. Gene Ontology annotation, biological process: double-strand break repair via break-induced replication; DNA replication. Gene Ontology annotation, cellular component: nucleus; GINS complex. Bases 35 to 301 code for a protein of 88 amino acids. The record is from RefSeq and is a predicted model, not a curated record. The transcript has 3 exons. NCBI's taxonomy places the organism in Eukaryota, Viridiplantae, Streptophyta, Magnoliopsida, Poales, Poaceae.